This is a messenger RNA of Armigeres subalbatus, 2248 nucleotides long. RefSeq lists its product as uncharacterized. NCBI's taxonomy places the organism in Eukaryota, Metazoa, Arthropoda, Insecta, Diptera, Culicidae. The record is from RefSeq and is a predicted model, not a curated record.
UACGGUAAUGGCUGAAGAAAUUGUCUCAUUCAAUUCCUUUGAUUUAAACAAACUCCUAUAUUAAAAACGAGAAAAAAACAUGGCAAAUUCAUAUAAAGUUUACAAAGUAUGUGAUGCAUCACGGAUGAAACGGACGGCUUUUCCUGCUCUUCGCACACUUGGCAGUGUAUUAGAACAAGGAUCAAUUGCAUUUGGUGUAGUACUGAGUGGCGUAUACACAGAAGCUGAUGGAUGCAGAAUUAUGUCGGACUUGGUACUGGCUGCAUUCGAGGACCAACUUCUAAUGUUAACAGCAGAAGGAGAAGGAUGGACAACCAACUUCAUACAGACUAUGAGCCAUAAUCCUGUUUUGUCUAUUUUUGAAGCUCAAGAAUCACUUGGAAGAAAACCAGAAGAAAAUCAAUCACCGCAUCCAAUUGCAACAAUUGCUCAAAUUGUGUCUGGCGUGUCAAAAAUUGACGAAUUACAACCAACUGCUGGAAUGAAACCACCCGAAGUGGUUGCUUCGCAGAUUGUGUCUAAUGACGAUGAGUUAACAGACGCCUGCACAUCCGAACUGGUGUAUGAGACAAUCUCCCUACAGUCACAUGCAGAAAAUGAUACAUCCGAAAAUGCCAUAGACAUCAUAAUCAACAACGCUGAUCAACUAGAAGACAUCGAUCAGGAGUACGAGCAGGAAGGAAGUCAAUCGAAAGCAGCUAUUCUCGAAGGUGUUCAACCAUUGAUACUGCAUCAAGAUGAAGACGCGAUUGAUCCACUUGAAGGAACCGAACAGGAUGAAGAGCAAGAAGAGUGUCACUCGAAAGCAGGUAUUAUUGAAGUCGAACGACCACUGAACCAGAUGAGCCAAAAUGAUGACAUUGAAAACCGGUCCCCGAAUACCGUCCAGAAACGUAGCGCUCCGGAAGAGGUACAACUUCUUAAAAGUACCAAAAAACAUGCCUCUACGGAGAUGAAAUUCCGGUGCUUCAGUAUUAAUUGGAACAAGUUCAGUGACCAUCUUCUAAGCCGUUUGCGUGCACUGCAAGAAUUCAAGAAAUCAAAUCCAAGUGUCUUCACGCCAGCUUCGAUACGUAUUGCCAAAACUGAACUUACGACAUUAACAAACACAGUAGUGGAGCAGCUCCGCCUGAUCGAUACACAGAUCCGGGCUGAUACGAUGGAGAAUGUCGCAAGGCAUUUUGAAAAAUUCCCAGCUUUGGAUUAUACAGAUGACGAUGGCUUUGGAGCCGGCCAAGGCUACGUGGAGUUAAAAUAUAAGAUGAUUAACCGCAAUAACUACUUGAAUCGAUUCAAGAAUACUGAAGUACAAGCAAUUAACAACGCAACCAGUUCGAAGAAGAAACGCAACUCACGAGCCGGAACACUCUGUGAGUAUUGGGCACAUACAUCCAACCAAUGUGACAAGGGUACGCUUUCCCAGCUGGCUCGAGAUGAUCCAACCUUAUUAUCGGAUGAAUUUCUGCUACAGUCGCAGGCCUAUGUCAGAUACAUGUUGGACGAGAAAGUUCAAACGUCUAGAAUGAUAUCUCAGCUUCCUGUGCUACGGCGAAGACAACUGUUGAACUUUCAUUUUGAAAGGGCCACCGGAGUGAAUGUGAGUGAGUUUCGGGAGUACUUCGCGAUGAAAAGAUGGAAAAUCAUCCAGGUCUCACUCUCUCGCAAAACUGAUUCUAAUUUGGAUACAUCGUCGACUGACUAUGCGAUACUUCAGUUUUUGUGCUCACUUGUGGGAGAGAAUUUCAACGAAUUAUUGCUUCGCAAAGAAAUCGGCACCCGUGUUGAUGAUAUCAUUGUUGGAAGUCCGGGACCAGUCGUAGUAGCUGUAGAUAUAGGAAAUGAUAAAACCAUUUUCUAUGUAUACGCCAACGAAACACGAUUGUCCGAGGGCGCGGACGAUAUAAUAACUGGCUUGGAGGAUCUGUUGACCAUUCACUUCGUACAUAAUUUCAUGUACACCAAAACGACUUCGAAAUUCAUGGAGCUCCUUCAAGAGUAUUUCCUGAAGAUCAUCACUUUGGCGGCCUCGAAAUCAAAUGCCAGUCGUGUAGGACAAAGGCAGCGUAGUGUCAGAAAAGUUAUUUCUGCCUUGUCGAGUUUUGAAAUGAGCAGCUAAACCGAUUUCGAAACACGUUUUCCGUUCUCCAGUGAAUUGAUUCUUAAAUAUUUUUUUAACCGACUUGUUUGCUAUACUGCUAUUCAGUGAAUUGAUUUUGGAAAAAGAGUAAUAAAAUAUUUAAGCCUAGAA